Penicillium canescens is the source of this 726-nucleotide messenger RNA. RefSeq names its product ankyrin repeat domain-containing protein. The transcript is spliced from 2 exons. The record is from RefSeq and is a predicted model, not a curated record. Gene Ontology annotation, molecular function: protein binding. Gene Ontology annotation, cellular component: cytoplasm; nucleus. Bases 1 to 726 code for a protein of 241 amino acids. NCBI's taxonomy places the organism in Eukaryota, Fungi, Ascomycota, Eurotiomycetes, Eurotiales, Aspergillaceae.
AUGAAAGACACUUUGAGUGAUCUCCGCGACUGGAUGAGCGACCGCAUCACCCGUGGUGAGAAAUUGAUCAACUUGCUUCUCGAUAGGGGUGCUUCUGCUCAAGCGGUUGACAUCCCUACCACAGAAGUCGAACAGACGACCAUGAUACUCUCCUGGGUCCUCGGUCUAGUUUCCUCCCGAGCCAGUUACGCGUUGAUGAUACGGCCCAUUGACAAAGAAGGAAACGUACAUGCUGAGCAGCAGUACGAGCAUCAACCUUCAUGCGUGUCCUGGUCAGAGAUGGAGAUCCAUUGGGCCGUGACCACACUUCACUGGGCAGCUGCGGGCCCCGUAUCAUUCGAAUGCUGGCUUCCCGAUGAGGAGAUCAGGAAUCGGAUUAUCAAUACAUUGAAGCUGCUCUUGGCUGGCCGUCCUGACAACGAUAUCAAUGCUCGGGACAAUCAGGGCGCGACUCCCUUACAUUACGCAAUAAGCAACCACUUUGAUGCCGUAGUGAAGUUCUUACUGGAGAUUGGAGGGGACGCAGCCGUGGGCGGUAUCAAUAAUCGAACCGUGCUACACCAACUCGCAGCCCGCUACAUGGACGGCGAACCCAUCGGCAGGGCUCUGAUAGACAUUCUCCUCUCGCACGAUGUAAAAAUCAACCGACAAGAUAACAACGGCAACACAGCAUUGCAUCUCAUGACCAGAAACCCACGCCACGAUCCUGGUUAUUCGAGGUGCUGA